Messenger RNA from Aaosphaeria arxii CBS 175.79, 1124 nucleotides. RefSeq lists its product as uncharacterized. The transcript has a single exon. Bases 83 to 910 code for a protein of 275 amino acids. The record is from RefSeq and is a predicted model, not a curated record. NCBI's taxonomy places the organism in Eukaryota, Fungi, Ascomycota, Dothideomycetes, Pleosporales.
CUCGUAGUUGUUGAAAAGCUCGCAUCCCUCCACUCUUUACCGGUCUCAACCUUUUCGCAACGCACAAGACCGACAUAAGACAAUGUUGAAGCUAAUCCCACAUACCGUGGAUAUUCUGAUUCUGGGUGCUGGGUGGACGUCCACAUUUCUAAUCAAUCAUCUCGAAGCAGAGGGCAUCACGCAUGCGGAGACAACAACAAGUGGCAGGGAGGGAACCAUACCAUUCAAGUUCGAUUCAGAUUCGCAUGAUUUGGUGCCCUAUCAACGACUGCCCCAAGCGCGGACGGUUCUGAUCACCUUUCCGCUGAUCGGACGCGGUGCAUCCACACGCCUGUGCGAGCUGUAUCAAAAAACGCAUGGUGCAAUAGAACAUCACUGGAUUCAAUUAGGUUCGACGGGUAUUUUCAACCAGGGUACAGGGUGGAUUUCCGAGGAAUCAGAUUACGACAGCGCCAACGCACGGGCAGUAGCCGAAGACGAACUUCGCACUGCCUUUAACGGCUGCGUGCUCAACCUCGCAGGCCUCUACGGUCACGAUAGAAAGCCUUCCAACUGGUUGGGUCGUGUAGCAAAGUCAAAGGAUGAUGUCCGGGCGAAGAAGGCAGUUCAUUUCAUCCAUGGGGAGGAUGUGGCGAGGGCAAUCAGCGCAACCCAUCGAAACUUUACGCCUGCAAAGAGAUGGCUCAUCACGGAUAUGAGGGUGUACGACUGGUGGGAUUUGAUCCUGAGUUUCAGCUCUGCGGCGAGUGAAGGGCAAGAAUCGGAGUACGCAACCUGGAUUGCAGAGUUAAUGGAAGAGCAUGACAUCAAGGCAUUACCGAGGGACACCAACGGACUCGGCAGAAGAUUGGAUUCGAGGAGAUUUUGGAAGACAAUGAAUUUGUGGCCGGAACAUGCAAGAUUAGCUUAAUCAAAUAAUUCUCGUCAGUAGAGAAAAAGGGUUAUGUGCCCGGGCUAUGAGAGGGUGUGUGUGUAACUACAGAGGGUUGGCACGUCGGGCUGACCCCAUGCUACUCGCAGUAUUUAUGCCUACAACAGUGUCUUAGCGAGGUUUAUUGCAAGCAGUUAAGAUUGUUUACUGGCUACAGUACAUUUUUAAGUAGACACUUUAGGUAUAGAAGAUA